AUGUCACCCAUUUUGACCCUCAAAGAUGUCUCUCAACACCGAAAGAAAGACGACAUAUGGCUUGCCAUUCAUGGCAAAGUAUACGAUGUGACUGGAUUCAUAGACGAGCACCCCGGUGGUGAAGAGGUCCUUGCUGAUUCAGCAGGAACCGACGCGAGUGGUGGAUUCGACGACGUUGAACAUAGCGAUGAAGCAAUGAACAUUAUUAAGACCUUGCAGAUCGGGGUGCUUGAAGAAGAGGUGAUAUCAUAUCCCAUCCAGGUUAAACCGCAGGUCGCUAAUGCAGUCGCCUUGACAUAUUGA
Messenger RNA from Penicillium nucicola, 303 nucleotides. RefSeq names its product cytochrome b5-like heme/steroid binding domain-containing protein. Gene Ontology annotation, molecular function: heme binding. The transcript is spliced from 2 exons. NCBI's taxonomy places the organism in Eukaryota, Fungi, Ascomycota, Eurotiomycetes, Eurotiales, Aspergillaceae. Gene Ontology annotation, cellular component: membrane; intracellular membrane-bounded organelle. The record is from RefSeq and is a predicted model, not a curated record. Bases 1 to 303 code for a protein of 100 amino acids.